AUGCGAGGGUCCAUAGUGUUGCUUCUUUCCGCGGUCUUCGCGGUGACUGUGGCUCAGAAGAACCCUAACUGCGCCAACGGCCGCGGAGUGAUCGUGCAUCUCUUUGAGUGGAAAUGGACGGACGUCGCCCUGGAAUGCGAACGUUUCCUAGGUCCGAGGGGCUUCUGUGGCCUUCAGGUUUCGCCUGCAAAUGAGCACAUCGCAGUUUGGCAGCCCAGUUAUAACCCAGUCGUCAAACGGCCAUGGUAUGAGCGGUACCAGCCAGUAAGCUACAAGUUGGUCAGCAGGAGCGGCAAUGAAGAGGAGUUUGCCGAUAUGGUUACCAGAUGUAAUAAUGUUGGCGUCAGAGUUUAUGUCGAUGGCGUCUUCAACCACAUGGUCGGUGCGGGAUCGGGUACAGGGAAAGGAAUUGGCGGCUCAGGCUUCGAUGCCGGUGGUCAGUCCUUCCCUGGGGUCCCUUUCGGUAACAAUGAUUUCCAUACCAAACAAGAGUGCGGGACGAGCAGUUGGAACAUCGAGAGCUAUCAAGACGCUAACCAGGUCCGCAACUGUCGUCUCUCUGGUUUGGUCGACCUUAACCAAGGUCAUGACUACGUCAGAGGGAAAAUUAUUGACUACAUGAAUCGUUGUGUUGGCUAUGGUGUCGCCGGUUUCAGGCUCGAUGCUGCCAAACACAUGUGGCCAGGAGACGUCUCCAACAUAUUGUCCAAGGUCAACAGGCUCAACACCAGAUGGUUCCCUGGUAACUCUGCUCCAUUCUUCUAUCAAGAAGUAAUCGAUCUGGGUGGCGAACCGGUCAAGGGGACUGACUAUACCGGUAGCGGGCGUGUCACUGACUUCAGGUAUGGCAUGUUUCUCGGCCAGGUCAUCCGUAAACAGAACAACCAGAAGAUGAAGUACUUGAAGACAUUCGGCCCAAGUUGGGGUAUGCUUCAAGACGGCGACGCUUUUGUUUUUGUUGACAAUCAUGAUAACCAAAGAGGUCACGGUGCGGGUGGACUUAAUACCAUCCUCACAUUCUUCGAGGCUCGGAUGUACAAGAUGGCUAAUGCCUUUAUGUUAGCAUUUCCGUUCGGCCAGCCUCGUCUGAUGAGCAGUUACAUGUGGCAACGGAACAUCCAAGGAGGCAAAGAUAAUAAUGAUUGGAUAGGGCCACCACAUAAUGAUGACUACUCAACCAAGGACGUUACUAUCAACUCGGAUGGAACCUGCGGAAACGGCUGGAUUUGCGAACAUAGAUGGCAGCAGAUGUUUAACAUGGUUGCCUUUAGAAACAACGUGACUGGGACAGCUAUGGAGAACUGGUGGGACAACGGGAACAACCAAAUAGCAUUCGGUAGAGGCAACAGGGGUUUUAUUGCCUUCAAUAACGAAGAUGGUGGCACCAUGGAUGUGACAUUGUCAACGGGACUUCCGGUCGGGCAAUACUGUGAUGUCAUAUCCGGCGAGAGGAAAGGAAGCACAUGUUCGGGGAAGACUAUCACCGUUGACGGCAGCGGCAAGGCUAGAUUCAACAUCAAUUCUGGCGAUUCAGACCCAAUGGUUGCAAUUCACAUUGGAGAAAAACUUGGGGGCAGUUCUUCUUCGGGAAGUUCUGGUAACGGAAAUACUGGAAACACUGGAAGUGGAUCUUUGACACCCAGCGGAUGGGAGAGGACAGUAGUGCUCAUUAAGAAGACAACCAAUGUGGGAGAGGAUUUGUUCAUCAGAGGAGGCGUCAGUGCAGCAGGUUGUACCAGCGAUGCCGAAACAAGCGCCUGUUCGAUUCCGAUUAGAUACCGGCAGAUUGGCAAUGGUCACUUUGUCAAGUAUGAGGCGUGGGCGACCGGUGACUCCGUCCUGGACUGGUUUGGCGCGCAGUCUAGCCAAGGAAAGUUCGGCGGGUGGCAGGCGGCUGACGGGUCGCCUAUGGCAUGGACCACCAAUGAUCAGUCGUCAGCGGCUUACGUCUCGACGAAUAGUUACGGGUCUCAUUACUGGAUGUGGGACGUAGACAUGGACUGUUCCAGAAGCAAAGGCGGAUGGUUCGAGGUUAAGGCGCGUAUCGGACACCAGCAGAAUGGAUUGGAAGGCCUGCUGGCUCAGUCGCAGACGUGUUCUGGGACCCAUGGUGGAAGUCGAUCGUACAGUACAUCACAUCACAUGGGACUUUGUGGCAAAAUUAAUGUGUUUGAAUUUGAUAAAAACGGAUGCCGCAUUGAUAACUUUUGAUUCUUGAUCAACAGUUAUUUUGAUGGAAUCACUGGUGUCUGGCCAUCAAUACCUUGUAGUU
Lineus longissimus is the source of this 2272-nucleotide messenger RNA. RefSeq names its product alpha-amylase-like. Gene Ontology annotation, biological process: carbohydrate metabolic process. Bases 1 to 2211 code for a protein of 736 amino acids. Lineage: Eukaryota; Metazoa; Nemertea; Pilidiophora; Heteronemertea; Lineidae. Gene Ontology annotation, molecular function: alpha-amylase activity; cation binding. The record is from RefSeq and is a predicted model, not a curated record. The transcript has 6 exons.